This is a messenger RNA of Brassica rapa (field mustard), 1683 nucleotides long. RefSeq lists its product as uncharacterized. The record is from RefSeq and is a predicted model, not a curated record. Lineage: Eukaryota; Viridiplantae; Streptophyta; Magnoliopsida; Brassicales; Brassicaceae.
GAAAGAGAUUUCAUGACUCAAAACUUAUAUAUUGUAGAGACUUGUGCAUAAUUUUAGUUUUGUAUACCAAAAUCCAAAUAACUCAAAAAGUUCAACUUUUUUCUUAAAAAAAAAACAAUAUAUAUAGAAAGAUAAAACUGAGAGAGUAUCCAUGGAUGUAGCUGGUGAAUUCCAUCGAAUAGAAAAAGAUGGUAAACUAUAUUUUGAAUAUCACCAUUCAAAAUACCAUCCCAUACCCCAAAUUCAAAGCUUAUCCUCCUCCAAUGAAACAAUCAUCAACAACCACACAUCUCAAUCUCUUUUCGUAUGUCCAGUUACACGAUGUCGUGUUGCACUUAAUGAGUCACCUGAUAGAUCCACAUUUUCUCCAAUCUUUUCUUCUCCAGAGUAUCUCUUCUCUACAAUAGAUCAUGAUCUUUACCAUUCAUUACUCCCUUUGUUUUGGUGCAACAAUAAAGACUUUGAAAUAGAUGGUGGGUGUGACAUAUGCAAAGGUUUAAAUUCUGGCACCGAUUAUUAUCUUUGUGAUUACUGUAAUGGAAAGUAUCACAGAGAAUGUGUUCAGUCUCCACUUAAAAUAAAAUCUCCUUAUCACCUUCAGCAUUCUCUCCAACUUUGCUUUUAUUGUCCAAGUGCUCGCAUCAUCGAAUGUUUAGUCUGUGGAAGAACAAUAAGCCGUCUACUAUAUUAUUGUGACAUUUGUCGAGUUUUCAUGCAUUCAGUAUGUGUCAUGAAACCCAUACCCUUUGUUAUAGACCUACCAAAAAGGCAUGAUCAUCCUCUCACUUUUUUUCCUAGACAAACUUCCUUAACUUGCAACGUUUGUGGCUUGUUGAGAAAAAUGUAUCCCACAUAUAUAUGUGUCACAUGCAACUUUGUAGCUCAUAAAGAUUGUAUGUAUUUUCCUCGCAUCAUCCAAAUAUCACGUCACCGCCAUCGUAUCUCUUACAAAUCUUCACUCCCUUCCGGAGAAUGGUUAUGUGGAGUUUGUCGCCAAAAUAUUGAGAUCGAUUAUGGUGCUUAUAGUUGUGACAAGUGUUGUGAUUAUGUUGUCCAUUCAAUAUGUGCUCUAGGGAAGGAUGUGUGUGAUGGAGAAGAUCUGGAAGGUGUACCAGAAGAAGAUGAUAUAACACUAGGUGUUGAAUCAUUUGAUGUGAUAUCUGAAGGAGUGAUACUUCAUUUUCUUCAUGACCAUCAUCUCUACCUCCAGGAAAGUAUACUUUAUGAUGAGAAUAAGUUUUGUCAAGCUUGUGUUCUACCUAUCUUUGAAGGUAAUAUUUAUUCUUGUAUCGAGUGUGGCUUCAUCCUCCAUGAAACAUGCGCACAAUCUCGCCGCAAAUUACAACAUGCGUUACAUCCUCAUCCACUUACACUGAGGCAUGUGAAUCCAUAUGAAUAUGUUGGCUUCACGUGCGAUGCAUGUGAUCGUUUAUGUGGUGGGUUUAUCUAUGGGUGUCAUUUAAAGGAAUGUGACUUCGAUCUGGAUAUACGGUGUGCUUCAAUAUCUGAACCGGUUGAUUACCAAGGUCAUGAACAUCCCUUGUACUUAGCUUUAAACUCUGAAGAACAGCCCGUAUGUCAUGUAUGCCAAAUAAAAUAGUUCUGUGGGAAGAAGAAAUAUGUGACAAAAGUUGGUGUGAGGUGUGUGAACAUGAUUUGAGAAAUACAAACACAAAUGUGAUC